Athalia rosae (coleseed sawfly) is the source of this 4292-nucleotide messenger RNA. RefSeq names its product probable phosphorylase b kinase regulatory subunit alpha. The transcript is spliced from 16 exons. NCBI's taxonomy places the organism in Eukaryota, Metazoa, Arthropoda, Insecta, Hymenoptera, Athaliidae. Gene Ontology annotation, molecular function: calmodulin binding. Gene Ontology annotation, biological process: glycogen metabolic process. The record is from RefSeq and is a predicted model, not a curated record. Gene Ontology annotation, cellular component: phosphorylase kinase complex. The coding region runs from base 177 to 3800 and encodes 1207 amino acids.
ACAUUAUUGUUAAUUAUACGGCAUGUCCCAAAAAAUGGAGUGCUUACAUAAUUCGUUUAAAUUUCAUUACACUAUUUAAACAUCUUUAUUGUGGAUAUCAGAAGUUCCUGUAAAUAUAUUGCUAACCUUAAACUCUGAAUUUUAAUUUUUACACUGUAAUAUUCGAAUUCACAAUAAUGCGAAGUCGCAGCAACUCAGGGGUCCGGCUGGACUAUUAUCAACGUGUGGUUCACAAGAUAAUUAUGAACCAUCAAAACCCAGUGACGGGUCUUUUCCCAGCAAGUCCAGAAAACAAUCACGCUUGGAUCAGAGAUAAUGUGUACUGCAUAUUAGCUGUUUGGGGUCUAUCUAUGGCUUAUAAAAAAAUAGCAGAUGCCGAUGAGGAUAGGGCAAAAACUUAUGAGCUAGAGCAAAGUUGUGUUAAGUUGAUGCGCGGCUUACUAAUGGCCAUGAUGCAGCAAAAAGAUAAAGUGGAAAAGUUUAAGACCACUCAAAAUCCACACGAUGCAUUGCACGCUAAAUACAGUUCAGUGAAUGGACAAACUGUUAUCGGAGAUGCUGAUUGGGGACAUCUUCAAGUUGAUGCUAUUUCUCUUUACCUUCUAAUAUUAGCCCAGAUGACUGCCUCUGGAUUACAAAUUGUUUUCAAUUUAGACGAAGUAGCCUUCAUACAGAAUUUGGUGUUUUAUAUUGAGUCUGCUUACUGCACCCCAGAUUAUGGAAUUUGGGAGCGAGGUGAUAAAACUAAUCAUGGAUUGCCAGAGCUCAACGCCAGUAGUAUAGGGAUGGCUAAGGCUGCUUUGGAAGCUAUGAAUGAAUUAGAUUUGUUCGGUGCUCGGGGUGGUCCAACAUCAGUAAUACAUGUAUUAGCCGAUGAAGCCCAAAAGUGUCAAGCUGUGUUACAGUCUAUGUUACCUAGAGAGUCAAAUUCCAAGGAACUCGAUAGUGGAUUACUCUCAAUUAUUAGCUUCCCAGCUUUUGCUGUUGAUGAACCAAAUCUUAUUGAACUUACCAGAAAUGCUAUAACAAAAAAGUUGCAAGGAAAGUAUGGCUGUAAGAGAUUUUUGAGAGACGGUCAUAGAACUCCUAAAGAAGAUCCCAAUCGGUUGUAUUAUGAACCUUGGGAGCUCCGUAUGUUUGAAAACAUAGAAUGCGAGUGGCCUUUAUUCUUCUGCUAUUUAAUUCUUGAUUUCUGCUUUCAAGGCAAUAAAGAAGCGGUUGCAAAAUAUACAGAACAUCUUGAAGAGAUUAUGAUCAAAACAGAUGAUGGUAUGAGAUUGGUUCCAGAAUUAUAUGCUGUACCAGCUGAUAAAGUUUCAGCGGAAUAUGCUGAUCCUGGUAGCCAGCAGAGAGAAGCGCUCGGUAGAUGUCCCUUCAUGUGGGCACAAUCAUUGUACAUUUUGGGAAAACUUCUGCAAGAGGGUUUUUUGGCUGUUGGAGAAUUAGAUCCAUUAAACAGACGUUUGUGUAGUGAGAAGAAGCCAGAUGUUGUUGUGCAAGUGGUAAUACUUGCCGAAGAUGCUGACAUUCGAGAAAAGAUUGCCCAGCAUGAUAUUCAUGUUCAGACCAUUGCCGAAGUAGCACCCAUCGAAGUACAACCAGCAAAAGUGCUCAGCCAUUUGUACACUUAUUUAGGACGUAACAAAAAAUUGGGCUUAUCUGGAAGGAACUCGAGAGAUGUUGGCAUUCUUAGCACAAGCAAGUUGUAUUCUCUCCAUGACAAAAUAUUCGCUUUUACACCACAGUUGACGGACAUGACUCGCUUCUACAUCGCAUCGGACUAUGAGCUCAUGAUUGACAUAUUCAAAGGUGAAAUAAAUUUCUUGAAGUCUAGCUGGCAGAACAUGUUAGGCCGGCCGCUGGUGGUGAUGCCACUCAAGAACGCUCACUUAGACCAGGGGAAAAUCCCUUUGGCAAUGAUUACAACAAUGAAGAAAUUGAAGAGUGGUUACAUCAAUGGGACCAGAGUAUCCCUGGGCAAUCUGAAUGAGUUCUUGAGUACUUCUUGCAUCACCAAUUUAAGUUUCUUAGGUAGUUCAGAAGAAGGAAGACCGGACAAAUUAAAUCCCCAGAUUCAACAAUAUCUGGAGGAUCACUUGCUACGUGCCUUUCCUCAACGUUCGGGUCUUCUUAAUCGUCCCGUUGCUCGAACUGGUCGAAAUCUUAGACGUAAAAUGUCGGUUAAGGGUGCUAUAAAAAAAACGAGAUCUAUAGCUGUAGAACUUGGAGUUCCUAAUUGUCUACAAGAGCCUGAAAUUCUCGGGAUGUCUGGAGAAGAUCGCAGGGUUUCUGUAGCUUACACAUCUAAUCCAUUUAUCGAAAUAACGGACACCACGGUAUCAACGCAGCCCUCUCCUAAUUUGUUACAACCAGCUCGGACUCCAUCUCCGACCGAUGAUCUGUUGCCGUGGAAGCAAACUCCAAAAUCUCACAGGCAUAGAUUAGCAUCCGAAACACAGUACGCCGAUACAGAAGUUGAAGAGUUAUUAGCAAUGCUGCGAGAAACUGAAAGUUUGGAGGAACAGGGAGACAUCCUGCAAUAUUUGGUAGACUCUCAAGGGCUGCUCUAUGACACAGGCAUGCUCGAAGAAGGUCGCCCUGUUACAGUCAAAGAUUUGCUAAAAGGAUUGUACCAAAAAGCCUGUCAACAAAAAAUGUGGGGUAUUGUAAGACAUACAGCUGGCAUGUUAGGAAAGCGUGUUGAGGAUUUAGCAAAAGCUGUAACUGAUUUGUUAGUUCGCCAAAAACAAGUGACAGUUGGGAUGCCUCCUUCGCACGAACAUACCAUUGUAGCUCCUUUACCAGAAAACGAAUUGAGGUCUUUGAUCCAUCAAGCAUAUGGCGACGACGAAUCUACUGCCAUGUUAACCCAAGAGCUACUCGUUUAUCUGGCCAUGUUCAUCAGAACGGAACCUCAAUUAUUUCAUGAAAUGCUGAGACUGCGGGUUGGUUUAAUUAUUCAAGUUAUGGCUACUGAACUUUCCCGAACAUUAAUUUGUACAGGAGAAGAAGCCUCUGAGCAUCUGUUAAACUUGUCGCCAUUUGAGAUGAAGAAUUUGCUUCAUCAUAUCAUGAGUGGAAAGGAAUUUGCGAUAAGUAGCGUGGGUCGUGGAAAUUUCUCCGUCAUUAGCUGCAAAUCAGGCAGAGUUAGCCGGAAAUCCCAAAUUGGCAGUUUCUUGGGGGUUGACCAAACUGAUGGUGGAGAAUUAGAACCUGAUCGACAAGGUCAGUGGUUACGCAGGCGUAGGCUGGACGGAGCUUUGAAUAGGGUGCCCAGGGAUUUCUACCCUCGAGUAUGGGGAGUACUUGAAAGAUGUCAAGGGUUGGCUAUCGAAGGUAGAGUUCUUCCUCAGAAUUUAACUCAGGAGAUGACAUCGGGCGAGCUUAAAUUCGCACUAGCUGUUGAGACUGUUCUCAACACUAUUCCACAACCCGAGUACAGGCAACUAGUGGUAGAAGCUCUAAUGGUUCUCACAUUAGUCACAGAAUAUAACGUUGUAUCUUCACUAGGUGGAUUAAUUGCCGUUGAACAUUUAGUGCACAAGGCGAACGCGAUAUUUUUAGAGGAUCAGAUGAAAGUCAACGGAGAUGCGACUCUUUGUUGCGCUAAACCAAAGGAACAUCGUGAAACUACAGCAAUGGGUGGUUUACUCUGUGGCGGUGCUGCUUACGUUUGUCAACACUUUUACGACAGUGCUCCAAGUGGUAGUUAUGGAACCAUGACAUAUAUUACAAGGGCAAUAGCUGCAUUACUUAAUUGUUUACCUAAGGAUGGCGACCUAGAAUGUUCAAUAGCAUAGAGUUCUUGAAUAGUCAUUUGUCAGGCCUUUGGUCAACAUGUGCCAAAGGCUAAAAGAUAUUUCACCUCUGCAAAAAGAUGUAGUGAUAUUGUAAUAAUACUUAUUCAUCACUGUACAAUAAGUUUUAUGCUAAUAUUUUUAAACAGUCGUGCUUCUGGAUGUCAAAGUGACGGAGAUCGACCAACAGGAGUUUAUGAAUUGUGUAAGAUAUCUGGUAAAAUCAUUUGAUUUGUUUUUAUCAGAUUACAACACAGGUCUUUAGGCAUACUGUUGAUGCACUUAUUGAUACUUGAUAGCAAGUAAGAUUAACUAUAUUGUUGCUAUUUUCAGCUUGCAGUUUGCUAAGCUUUGUUAUCAAUAUUUCGAGUUGAACAUCAGCUCAAAAAACGUUGUUGAAGCGCUAGUAAUGUAUUAUACCCCUAUCCCCAGCCCUAGUAAUGUAUUAUACCAACAACAAGAACAACAACAAUAAUAAUAUUAGAAGGAAAAUUA